Melanaphis sacchari is the source of this 2950-nucleotide messenger RNA. RefSeq names its product homeobox protein Hox-B1-like. The record is from RefSeq and is a predicted model, not a curated record. The transcript has 2 exons. Gene Ontology annotation, biological process: regulation of DNA-templated transcription. NCBI's taxonomy places the organism in Eukaryota, Metazoa, Arthropoda, Insecta, Hemiptera, Aphididae. Gene Ontology annotation, molecular function: DNA binding; DNA-binding transcription factor activity, RNA polymerase II-specific. The coding region runs from base 1060 to 2592 and encodes 510 amino acids.
UGGCGUUUUCUCUGGGUGUGCAAGUUGUGUGUUAACGCCCUAAACAUUGAUGUCAUACAUGUGUGUAAUAUUGUAAUUUGUAAUUCAUAUUAGUAUAUUACAUGGUUAUAUAAUUUUAUUUACAAAAUCUUAAAAUAAUUGUCAUGUAAAAAUAAUAAUAUCAAAUAAUAAACUAUUGUUACUUUUGUCUAUUUUAGGCUCUAAACUCGACCAUUCGCCCGCGCCGUCUGCAGCUACGACGCGCAACGGCGUCCAAUAACAUUACGCCGAUUACGGAAUAAUAUUGUAUUAUGUUGUGUUUGUGUAGGCCGUAGGGUGUAGCCGUGUAGGACGUUAAUGUUUCGAACAACGACUUGUGGUAUCUAAUAUCUCAUAUUCGUAAUUUGUCGUGAUAUUUUCGGAUAACUUCGGUGCCAUGUUAAUACUAGACCAAGUCGUUGAAAAUGAAAUUAACGACUAGCCACUACUCACUAGUCUAGCGCUAGCCUAUACACUGUGUUUGGACCGUUAGUGGGGAUCGUCGCGGCUGCACGUUAUCCUGUUUACGUCGUACACUCGUACUGCAAGACUGCAACGCCGAUCGUCGAAAACAUAAUAUAUUCAUUAUUAUAUUAAUUUGUACAUUUUCAGUUUUAUAUUAUAUUUAAUUUUAUAGAUGUUGGAUUUGGAUGUAUUUUUAAAAAUUUAAAAGUAUUUAAAAUAAAUAAUUUUAAUAAUAUGUUGAUUGUUAAUAGUUGAUACGAAUUUAUUUCCCGUAAGGGGAGUUUUCUUAAUUGUUUUCCUCACACAUCAACGCCUAACGCCGAAAGUCAGGAAACGCCACUGUUUAUAAUAAUAAGUAAUAACAUUAUUGCUAUCAAUAUUUAAGUUUUACGUCGAGUUCAGUUCGGUUUCGUUUUCGAUUCGUUUAAUAAUUAUUAUUGCGCGACGUCGCUGCGUGUAUAAUUACUACGUACCACGAUAACGGUUAGGUGUCUGCGACAGUACCUGUAUAAUUUCGUGCUUUCCAGAGAUCGGUAGGACUUACGGCGCCGAUCGCGUUCGGGACAUGUGCUGUUGAUGACUCCAGUCGCGGAUAGCAUGAAAUCCAUAGCGUUGUUGCGCACCACCACCAAUAACAACAAUAACAAGAGUUGUUACUACGGCGGUUACCCGACCGAUCUGAGCGGUUACGCCGCGGCCGCUAGGUGCCGAUCGCCCCGGAGUCCGGUGGCCGACGACACGGACGACAUAAGCGUCGGAAGGCCGUCGCCACCGGCGUCGGCCGAGUGUUACGCCCGGCUGCACGACGACGGCGGCGGUCAUGGAUCCGACACGUCGUCGUCCGGCGGCGGUUCCGAUUACUUCGAACCGCUGAAGAAGUUGGGCACGGUGCAGAUCGACAAGGUGAGCUACGGCAUUAGCGAUCGCAAGAGCUACGCGCCCAAGCGUCGGGCGCACAGGCUACACCAGCAGCAUCAGUCUUUGUUGACGUCGCCGCCGCCGCCGCUGCUUGACGGCUGCCCGGCUUCCGGCCGCGUCGACAUGAUGACGAUGACGACGACGACGACAUCCACGCAGCAAAGUGGUCGGACAAUCGCUGGUUCUUCGGCCGUUGCCGAGGACGCGCAGCCCGCAGCCGGCGUCAAGUCGUUCAGCAUCGCCGACAUACUCAGCCACGAACCGUCGUCGGCGGGCGGCAAACCACCGUCGGCCACGACGGCUGACGAUGCGGCCAAGAUCGUCAGACCGUGGGCCGAGGAGUACCAGCCUCCUUGCACCUCGUUCGUGCCGCCACCGCCUCCUCCACCGCCUGCUCACCGACAGCCCGUCGUAGGCGCCCUGUUCCCGCACUCGCUGUUCAUACAGCACUUACAGCACCAGCAGCAGCAACAGCAACAUCAUCACCAUCACCAGCAGCACCAGCAUCACCACCGGCCAAAAUCAGCCGACUACGAGACUUCCACGUGCACCAGCGGCCGGUCCAGCACGGACGGAAGUGAGUGUUGCACCAGUCCGGAAAUAGCGAGUUGCACCCAGUCGAACCCGUCGUUGUCGUCCGCGGCCGCAGCCAGGAAACAACAAGCGGCCGGCAAGAACAACGACAAUUCGUCACCGCUGGACGCUCUGUUCCAGAUGACCAGUAAGACGUUCGAUCAACUGCAUGGCGACCCGUCUGGAGCCGACACUAGUUCCAGUCAUCUGAACCUGUUCAACUCGCGGUCGCAGCCCAAAAAGAAGCGCAAGUCACGCACUGCGUUCACCAAUCACCAGAUAUUCGAGUUAGAGAAGAGGUUCCUAUACCAGAAGUACCUGUCGCCGGCCGACAGGGACGAGAUCGCGUCCAGUCUGGGCCUGACAAACGCGCAGGUCAUCACGUGGUUCCAGAACCGCCGGGCCAAGAUGAAACGCGACUACGAGGAGCAGAAGAAGGACCGUGAAACGCUAGCCGCGCUCAGCGAGCACAAGAUAUUCUUGGAGACGGCCCAGAACAUGGGAAUACUCAAGAAGAAACCACAACCGUCGUCGGCGGUGGCGACCGCGUGCAGUUCGCCAACCGAUCACCUGUUGCAGCAACAGCAACAACAGCAGCCGGUCAAGUACGACGAAUGAGCGACUCUUUAGUUAAUGGUUACUAUUGCGAGUGUAUUAAAUUAAUUAUUUUAUGAGUCGUCACCAAAAAACUGUGCACUAACCUUGCGUGCAGCUGCCUGGUACUCGUAAUAUAUAUUUAGCUUGUAUUCAUUUUACGAUUAAUAUAUAUCAUUUGAAAAUAAUAGUAACGUUCCUCAUAGGUUUUCUUAUUUUUCUGAAAAAUAAACAAUCUUAAUGAAUAUGCGGUACAUCUCGAAGACGUACAGUUAAAUCCACCGAGUCUUCCGAUGACUGCAACUUCUAUUCAAUGUGCAUCAACCGUUAAAAUGGUCGACAAUGAUAUCGAGAUCUCAUUUCUAAUUUUUUUUUUACAUAA